Messenger RNA from Cryptosporidium muris RN66, 498 nucleotides. Its product is annotated as ubiquitin-conjugating enzyme family protein. Lineage: Eukaryota; Apicomplexa; Conoidasida; Eucoccidiorida; Cryptosporidiidae. Gene Ontology annotation, biological process: DNA repair; proteasome-mediated ubiquitin-dependent protein catabolic process; protein polyubiquitination. The coding region runs from base 1 to 498 and encodes 165 amino acids. Gene Ontology annotation, molecular function: ubiquitin conjugating enzyme activity. The record is from RefSeq and is a predicted model, not a curated record. The transcript is spliced from 3 exons.
AUGCAUUCCCAAGCGAGACGACGUAUAUUGAGGGAUUUCACUAAAUUAAGUUCAGAUCCACCUGAAGGCAUUUGUGGAACUCCACUAAAUGGAGACCUAAUGCACUGGGAUGCAGUAAUAUUUGGUCCUGAAGGAACUAUUUGGGAAGGUGGUAUAUUCAAGCUUGAUAUUAAGUUCUCUGAAGAAUAUCCAAAUAAGGCUCCAGAUAUCAAGUUUAUAACGAAAGUAUUUCAUCCAAAUGUAUAUAUAAAUGGAAAUAUUUGCUUGGAUAUCUUACAACAACAAUGGAGUCCUGUAUUUGAUAUAUGUGCUAUUUUAACAUGCAUUCAAUCUUUGUUAAAUGAUCCUAAUCCGAACUCUCCAGCCAAUGCUGAAGCUGCUCAAAUGUAUACUGAAAACCGUCUUGAAUAUUACGAAAAAGUACAACAAUGUGUUAAAGCUUCCUGGGAAGAAGCUGAAGAUUCAUCAAAUGAAGAAGAUAAAGCUAAAGUUCUAUAA